AUGGAUCAACAGUGCCCACACAGUGCAGGGCUGAACCAGACGCUGGUCACUGAGUUCCUCAUCCUGGGAUUCUCCCAAAGUCCUAGCCUGCAGAUGCUGCUCUUUUCUGCCUUUUUCUGCCUCUACACAGCUGCCCUUUCAGGAAACCUGCUCAUUGUGGUGGCCAUCAGCGCCAGCCCUGCUCUGCACACCCCCAUGUACUUCUUUCUGGUUAACCUGGCCCUGGUGGACAUCCUCUGCACCUCCACCAUCCUGCCCAAGCUGCUGGGCAUCAUGGUAGCAAGGAGGACCAUCUCCUACGGGGGCUGCAUGGCACAGCUCUUCUUCUUCACGUGGUCGAUGGGAGCCGAGCUGCUGCUUUUCUCUGCCAUGGCCUAUGACCGCUACGUGGCCAUCUGCCGGCCACUGCACUAUAGUGCACUGAUGGGCCCCCCCAUCUGUGCAUUCCUGGCUGGGGUCGUGUGGGCCAUCAGCCUCACCAACACUUCAGUACACACAGGCCUCAUGCUGCGCCUGACCUUUUGCAGAUCCAAUGUGGUUGAACAUUUCUUCUGUGAGAUUCCUCCGCUUCUGAAACUCUCCUGCUCUCCGACUCACCUGAAUGAGGCCAUGGCCUUUGCCGCAGAUGUGUUCUUGGCCGUGGGAAACUUCUCUGUGACAGUCCUCUCCUAUGGCUUCAUUGUUGCCAGUAUCCUCCGCAUCCGGUCUGCUGAGGGCAAGCGGAGAGCCUUCUCCACCUGCUCCUCCCACCUGCUGGUGGUCAGCAUGUACUACUCCACUGUCAUCUACACCUACAUCCGUCCUGCAUCCAGCUACACGCUGAACAAGGACAGGGUGGUGUCGGUCAUCUACACAUCUGUGGCACCCACCCUGAAUCCCCUCAUCUACACUCUGAGGAACAGGGAUGUCAAAGUCAUGCUCAGGAGACUUCUGUCCUGCAGCUGA
This is a messenger RNA of Chinchilla lanigera (long-tailed chinchilla), 945 nucleotides long. Its product is annotated as olfactory receptor 13G1-like. Gene Ontology annotation, biological process: G protein-coupled receptor signaling pathway. The transcript has a single exon. Lineage: Eukaryota; Metazoa; Chordata; Mammalia; Rodentia; Chinchillidae. Gene Ontology annotation, molecular function: olfactory receptor activity; G protein-coupled receptor activity. The record is from RefSeq and is a predicted model, not a curated record. Gene Ontology annotation, cellular component: membrane. The coding region runs from base 1 to 945 and encodes 314 amino acids.